UUUUCCUCAAGAAAACCAGAAAUUAUUUUUUUACGUAGAUAUGCUGAUAUAUUUUGACGGCGCUUCUUGCCAGUUCAAGUUUUAUUUUGCUGUUUUCUAAAUCUAAAGGCCUGUAGGUUUCUCACUGGCUUUGCACGUGCACAAUAUGGACCUGGAAAUACUUCAUCUAAUUGACGAGGAGUUGAGUACGGAGGAGGUGGAUGCACUGAAGUUUCUCUGCAUGGACGUCCUCAGCAGAAAACGUUUAGAAGCCGUGAAGGAUGCUAAAGACCUGUUCUUAAGGCUGUAUGAGCAGGACAAAUUUAAUGAUGAACAUUUUCUAUCCGUGCUGCUCUACACGAUCGGACGCUAUGACUUACUCCUUAUCCUGGGCACCAGCAAACAAAAUGUCAAACAUAUCCUGCAAACCCAGAAUAAGGCCAGUGUUACUGCAUACAGACAAAUGCUGUAUAAGCUCUCUGAAGAAGUAACAGAUGAACACCUUCGUAACAUAAAAUUCCUUCUGAACGACAUGCCCAAAUCAAAACUUGAACAUGCUACAUUUCUGGAUAUCAUGGCUGAGAUGGAAAAGAAGGAAAGACUCGGAGAAGAAAACCUAGAUUUAUUAGAGAGCAUUUUGGAUAAAUGCUCCAAAGGGUUGUCCUCUAUUGUACAACGCUUCAAGGAAAUGAAUGGGACUAAGAGACCAGAACAAAUAUCCACAUCAGAGGAAUUUGUACCAAUAAGCGAGAGUUAUCCUCAACAGUAUGAAAACGAAUUUUGGAGCAUGAAUACAUCCAUAAUGGAAAGCAACCAUCACCAUCAUCAUGAAUCAUUUGAGAGAAUGCCGUUGAGAGUGGUUACGGAUUCAGAGAUACCGAAUACAAAUGAACCACUACAGAAUACAAUUGAUGAGAAUGAUUUUUAUCCCAUGAACCAUCGGCCUCUAGGAUACUGUCUGAUUAUUAACAACUACGACUUUAAUGGUACAUCGCUCUCUAACAGAAAGGGGACGGACAUGGAUAGAGACACUCUUACCAGAGUUUUUGAGAGGAUGAAUUUUUUAGUGGAAGAAAGAAGAGAUCUUCCAAGUGAAAAAAUUGAAGACGUAGUCCGCAAGUUUUCAGAGAAAGACCACUCUGAAAUGGAUGCUUUUGUGUGCUGCAUCCUUUCACAUGGAGAAAAGGGUUCUGUGUUUGGUGUUAAUGGUGUUACAGUUUCAAUCCGAGACCUCACUGAGCCGUUUGCCCUCUGCCAAACACUCAUGGGCAAGCCCAAACUCUUCUUUAUUCAGGCAUGCCAGGGUGAUGAGCUGCAAAGGGGUGUAUGGAUGGGUGAUGGAGCUUCUGAGGAUAAGCAAAUGUAUGUGGAUGAUGCCCAAAAAUCUGGUCUGAACAGCAUCCCCAUUAAAGCUGACUUCUUAAUUGGGAUGGCCACAGUGGAGUACUACAAGUCUUUCCGCCACACAGCAGAGGGAUCUAUUUAUAUCCAAGAGCUGUGCAAGCAGCUGGAGAUUGGCUGCCCUAGGAAUGAGGACAUCCUGUCAAUUCUUACAAAGGUGAAUGCAAGCGUGAGCACCAAAGUGCUAUCGGGACACAAGCAGAUGCCUGAACCACGAUACACUCUUACCAAGAAACUGGUACUACCAAUGGACUGAGCUAGAAGUUAAAUGAACCCUGAUGAUGAUCAUCUUAGUCUUCCGUUACACUAAAUAAAUUUCAAUAUUGUCAAUGAAA
This is a messenger RNA of Trichomycterus rosablanca, 1715 nucleotides long. RefSeq names its product caspase 8, apoptosis-related cysteine peptidase (gene casp8). NCBI's taxonomy places the organism in Eukaryota, Metazoa, Chordata, Actinopteri, Siluriformes, Trichomycteridae. The record is from RefSeq and is a predicted model, not a curated record. The coding region runs from base 146 to 1636 and encodes 496 amino acids. Gene Ontology annotation, biological process: proteolysis; regulation of apoptotic process. Gene Ontology annotation, molecular function: protein binding; cysteine-type endopeptidase activity. The transcript has 10 exons.